Messenger RNA from Lecanosticta acicola, 1875 nucleotides. Lineage: Eukaryota; Fungi; Ascomycota; Dothideomycetes; Mycosphaerellales; Mycosphaerellaceae. The record is from the annotation of a GenBank genome assembly.
AUGUCUAUGCUACUGCCGCAGUAUUGGCCGUCCGAAGAGGAACUCAAAGAUGCUUACAUGGUAUUCAAGAAGUGCGAAGCAGAGUAUCUACCGCUGAAAAACAGGGAACGCGGAGAGAGAUCCGACGCUCAUAUGGAGCUCAUGGAAAGAAAACUGAAAGAGAAAUACCUCAAAGCGAAGAGAGCUUUGUUCGAUUGCGACAUGUAUGCCGUGAGGAUUUGGGACGAAGCAACGAUCAGACAGUGGAAGCUUGAGUGGGAUCGGGAAAUGCGUCGUGCGGCCGAUGGCGAAGGCGGCGAGACGACUCCCAGUGCUGGCCAAGAUGGAUCCUCAGACCAGACGAAAGGCGAACAUCCUUCCCAUCAGCCGGCCGCAACUCCAACGCACCAGAUCAAGACCUCUCAGACCGACUGCGGACAUCUUCCUCACUCUAAGCUCGGGCAAACGAGCCGCAGCGAUAUGUCUGACGAAGGCCAGCCUGCUUCCCGCCCUUCCAACGUCCCGCAGAACAAUUCCCAACGUUUUAACGAAGUCGAACGUCGGGUGACUCGGGUCAUGGACGAAGGGGCGUCUCCUAGAAGUCUUGCAGUGCCCGGAUCUUUCGUCCAAAAGACCUCAGUGUCCGGGGAAGCUAAAGCAGAGAAACUGAUUGCUACGCAGUCGGAUGCUCCAAGAAUACAGAAACAGACUGAACAAGAUGCUGUGAUUUCGUCGAAGUCUCCGGGGAGCACCGAGAUCGAACAAACUAAUCCGGCAGAGCGGCAGUCGAAAGGGUCGGAAUUGGAAAACAACAAGCCGCAUUUGCACUCUGGCUUCUCCCGAACUAUCAAGGCCACUGCGAAGAAGUGCUGCCAAUUCUUCAUGAUCUUUCCCGUUAUCAUGGCUAUCAUCUGCUAUCUCCUAUGGCCAGCAUCCCAACAACAGCGGCCAACAUCCUACUCCGAGCUCGCAACAAACUACACCCGCAGUCUCGACGCCCAAAUUCCGCAUGCUAACAUGACAAUGCAAACAUGGGCUCUGGGGAUCUGUUCCCUCGAUCACACACGAUACCUCCUGUCUCCCGGCGCUCUGAUCGAGGAUCAAUUCCGUCGGCAUCAGAAAGCGGACAAGGGACAUUGCCCCGAGAAGCCGGCUGGAUUUCUCAGAAAGGAAGACGAUCUGAGCUACAUGUUGAAUUGGGACCAACAGAGACGAAUCGAUGCUCCUGCUCGAGGUCUGGAGGCUACUAUCCUAAAGCAAGCGGAGGAGAUGGAUGAGAUUUGGCAGAGUUAUCGUCGCUUCUUGGGGCUUUUGAUCUCCUCCACGAGUACCAGUUCGCCGUCGACUUGGAAGGAUGACGGGCCAUGGACGAUCUCCUGCAUCAUGAGCGAUAUCUUGCACAUUCGCCUCACCAAAGCGCUCAGAGAGCGUGAGAUGAAGCGGAGCCGAGCAAAACAACAGCUUCACACAUUAUCCAGGGCCGCCAUGGAACUCGAGACACAAGAGCAAGCUUUGCGGGACCUCCAAGCUCUCUGCUUGGAAAACGUCAAAGCACUCAAAGACAUGCUAAAUUCGUUCGGAUUCGACUGGCGGUCCUCCCAGAUCCUUUCGACAUACCUCCUCCAUCGAUUUCCGCAAGUCUGCAGUGGGACGACGCCGGAAGUGUUGGCUGUAAGACCUCCAACUUUUGCGAACAUUACCGAGUUUCGACAGGGCUUUGAGACCAUGAGUGCGAGUUUGCACAGGAUCGGAUGGAAAGAGGACAAUCCGCUCUACCUUGGGAAUGCGAGAAUUGACGAGAUCAAGACCGUGAGGUGGAGGAUUGCGAACGAGGUUACGAGUUUGUUAGGGAAAUGGGGUGGUGUUCUGGGUGGGCAUACGGAAGAUGGGAAGUGA